This is a messenger RNA of Nylanderia fulva, 3509 nucleotides long. RefSeq names its product pickpocket protein 28. Gene Ontology annotation, molecular function: ligand-gated sodium channel activity. Lineage: Eukaryota; Metazoa; Arthropoda; Insecta; Hymenoptera; Formicidae. Gene Ontology annotation, biological process: sodium ion transmembrane transport. Gene Ontology annotation, cellular component: plasma membrane. The record is from RefSeq and is a predicted model, not a curated record.
GUUAGUAUGAAAACAUUGGACAAUAUCGUUUAUCUCUAGAAGAUUAUGAGCGCGCAUACGCAUAGCUAAAAGACUUCAAGUACAAGUAUCGUAUCGCCAAAGUUGGAAGGAUGCUCGACCGCUAUUGUUACCCUUCAGUCAGCUGUCAGCCGUCCUAGGGGGUGGUUUGAGAAAGGGACGUCGGAACACAGGAUCGAAAAAGCUCUCCCUAUCUUGUAAUUGAACGACAGUAUUAUUAUCUGACAGAACUCAUAAACUGCGUUUCGAAUCGUAUGACAAAGAAUUAAUCUACGAUAAAACCGAGAAAAAUAUUUGAAUAUCGAGAGAAAAAUUACUUCAAAAUUAUCAGAAAGAAAUAUUCUUAUUUAUAAAAUUAGAAUCUCUUACAGGAUAAAUUUCUUCAAUAAAAGAACAAUGAUAGAAUUCGUAUAUUGAAAAAGAAAUAUACGAAUAUUAAGUAACUAAUAAUUUUAUUUAAUAAGGUAAUCUAAAAUAAAGUAGCCUAUAUCAAGAAGUUAAAUCGUUCCUUGAUUAAGAGAAUUUGUCGAGGAAUGAAUGAUGAUCGCAAUGAUCUAAAGGAGAGCAUGAUCGUGAAAUGGAGAAUUCAUCAUCGGAAUUAGAAAAGACCAAGUCAAUUUUUAAUCCAUGGAACGAUGCGCGUAUUUUAACGCAUGUCGUUUCAAACAGAACACCUAAUUUCGCUCAUCUAAGGAUAUUCGAUACGAAUAAAAUGCCGAAGCAAUCCUUCAACCGCAAUUCCGAGGAACUCGGAAACGAGAACAAUACCACUGACAAAUCGAACUUCGAUUAUUUUAAAACUAACAAUCCCAUGCCGUAUUCCAUCAACACUGUGCAUCUACAAAAUCCUUACAGACCGCCCCAACGAUUGGAAGGAUUUGCGUCCCGUGACAAUUCAAAGAGUAUGUAUCGAUCGCAAGAUUUCACGCUAAGAUCGAGGUACAACAACAACUUACUUACAACAAAAGAAUCAAUUGCAAAUAGAAACAACGAUCAAGAGAACGAAAAAGUUGAAAAAUCGAAGAAAAAGAAGCAUCAACUAUUGAACCAACUUAGUGAACUCACUAAGCAAUAUUGCACAAACAGCACUCUUCAUGGUUUGCGUUACAUCGGUAACUCGCAAUUGACAAUCGUAGAAAGAAUAUUCUGGAUAAUUUCGUUCACGGUCGCGCUGGGAGUGGCUGUAUAUUAUAUCUAUUUUCUUUAUCAAAAAUGGAAUGGAUCACCCGUCAUCAUUUCGUUAAGCCCCGAGCCGGUUUCCCUUAAUGAAUUCCCUUUUCCCUCUGUAACAAUCUGCAAUAUGAACAAUGUCAAGAGGACUGAAGCAAAUCGGAUCUUGAGCGGGUCUGACAUAGUGGAUCAAAUAAUGAUGGAAGAUCUCUGCAAUUCGGACUCAGACAACUUAACUCGUACUCACAUCCAUCCUGAUAGUGGGGUUAUAAACUGGGACAGAAUGCUGCGAUUUAUGAUCAAUGUAUCUCAACCGUGCACAGACAUGAUAUAUUAUUGUUUAUGGCACGGAAAUCAGACUGAGUGCGAGAGAAUUUUUAAUCCUACGAUGACCGAUGAGGGUAUUUGCUGCAAUUUCAACUCGGUGACCAAAAAACAUCUCUUUUAUAAUGCAGCCGAUUGGCCCGAUCUGAAUAUAACGUAUCCAUCCGUGAGCGUCGAUUGGAACGCCGAAAAAGGAUAUGAUGCAUCUAUGCCGGCGGAUGUUAUACCGUGGAGACCGUAUGGUGCUGGACUAUAUUACGGUUUGACUUUGGUGCUUGAUGUGGAAUCACAUGAAUAUUUUUGUUCGUCAACCGCUGGCAUGGGUUUUAAGAUGCUGCUCCAUAAUCCCGUUGAGACGCCGAAAAUCGCCGAUUUCUCGUUCUCGAUCACCCCCGGUGAGGAAACCCGGGUGAUCAUAAGACCGCGGAUAUCUACUGCUAGCAAGACGAUAAAGUCUAUACCAAAAAAGAAGCGAAAAUGCUUCUUUACGACAGAAAGAAAGUUACGUUAUUAUCGGACGUACACGCAGAGGAAUUGCAUUCUGGAGUGCGAAGCGAAUUUUACGCAGCAGAUCUGCGACUGCGUGCAGUACUAUAUGCCAAAAUCGGCAAAAACACCGAUCUGUGGCAAAAGUGACGAAUUAUGUGCUAUAAAAGCCAGGCGAGCUAUGGAAACCAAGCUCUACGAUGAGGAAUCGACGAGUCUGGUAAACGUCACGGAAAUACCAAGUUGCAACUGCUGGCCAGGCUGUUUCGAAAUCAGUUAUAGGAUAGAGCUCUCUCAGAAUAAAUUAUCAUCGACCUUCACCAUCGACAAACGAUACGUGAAGAAGAGUUCGGAAUAUUUCACGGAAAAUGCAGCGGUAGUUCAUCUAUUCUUUGUGGACUCUCAAUUCACAAAAUACGUAAAAAAUGAGCUUUAUGGAUUCACCGAAUUUUUGUCAAGUACAGGAGGCUUGCUGGGUCUCUUUCUGGGCUUUAGUUUUCUGUCAUUCAUGGAGAUUGUAUACUUUGCAACUAUGCGGCUGUAUUAUCGUUUACGUGAGGAUCGUCAGGAGUCGCAGAGAUCUAUUAUGCUUCAGAUACAGCCAUUGGAUGACAGAAAGAAAAUGAUCUAUCCUUUCAUGAAUUAAAAUUUGUCUCUUUCGCGAAUGCAAAUGCGAUGUAAAUAUAUAUAGCGAUUUAGUGUGUUAUGAAGUGUAUUAUUGAAAAAUGUAUCGAGUGUGCGUGUUUUCAAUAAAUUAAAAGUAUUAACAAGUCCCCGUAGAAUAAUACGAAGAAAAAAAUUAAAAAUUUGGGUUAGCAUAAUCGCAUUAAAAGGAAGUAAAAUCGCUGUCUUAUAAAUAUAAAGCAAUUAAUGAUUUGAAAAAUAACAUCGAUAUACGAAGAAAUUUACGAAAUGUAUAAAUUAGGAAAAAAUGAUACGUUACUUUGGUAAUUAAAUAAGGAAGAGGGGAAGGAGGCCGGGCUUUCCUCGUAUCGUGACGAAAUCUUCGUCCGAAAGGAAGCCUCGUUCUCGCAAUGUUUACCUUGUGUUUCCAAGUGCGAUUAGUUCGGCCGAACGCGAUCCUCAGCGAUGAUCAGCUGACGUUACAAUUAACAUCAUGUCACAUCGAGAACUCCGAGUAUUUCGGAUAAAUAGCACGGAAAUCUCUCGUCGAGGCUACACGGACACUCGCGACUUCGCCAUGACAGUUGCGGCGGCUACGUCACCUACUCGCGUGCGCAACGUCAUCGGAGUCGAUUAGUUGCGAUCACGUCGCGCGGAAAAAUUUGCAUUUACGUAUCAUUUAUUUUAAUUAUCAUGACAAAAAUUUCAGACUCGUCCAAACUAAAAAUUGUCGAAAUAAAGAGACGGCCUGUCGUAAACAACCAUAGAUAACACAAAUAUUGUUACGUAGCAUUUGCUUUUUAGAGAUUUUAAUUACGGAUAUAUUUUUUCAUCGAUAUAUCUCGAAUGAUCGAUAAAUUGGCUCCUUUAAGAAUUUUUCUGAAACA